Molecule: messenger RNA, 2599 nt
Organism: Ochotona princeps (American pika)
Lineage: Eukaryota; Metazoa; Chordata; Mammalia; Lagomorpha; Ochotonidae
Gene: IRGQ
Product: immunity related GTPase Q
Exons: 3
Coding region: 69-2216 (715 amino acids)
Molecular function (GO): GTP binding
Source: RefSeq, a predicted model, not a curated record
AGUAGUACAUUCGCGAACGCGCACCUCGGGGCGGGAGCGAGAGGAGAGGGGUCCUUCCCUGCUCUGUGAUGCGUGGUGAUGACGUUGCAGCCGCCGUGCCGUACAAGUCCCCAGCGGGUCGCGCGGAGUGCGCAGGCGCCGAGGGCCGGCUCAUUGUUCCCAGGCGAGAGGCGGCCGGAGCUGAGGGGCGUGCUCCGCGCGGCCAUAGUGCGCAGGCGCGGCGAGGCGUCCGAGCCUGUCCGGGGGCGGGGGUGAGUGACGUCAGGGCAGAAGCUCUAGAACGCGUCCCGGCGUCCCGAGCUCGGUUCCCCCCGCGAGUCCGGGGCGAGGCUUUUGCACGAGCGAGCGUGCUGCUUCCCGCCAUGCCUCCGCCCCGGGGAGACGUGACCGCCUUGUGCCUGGGACCCCCGGGCUCCGGGAAGUCGGCGCUGAUCCAAGCGCUGUGCGCCGAGGAUGCAGACCCGGUGGAGCUGCCCGAGGCGAUCCCCGAAGGACGGCCCGACUCCGGGGUGCCCCGCCUGCGAGCUGCGGGCCCGGGACUCUUCCUGGGCGAGCUGAGCUGCCCACCCGCAGCGCCCGGGCCCUGGGCGGCUGAGGCCGACGUGCUGGUUCUGGUGCUGCCCGGACCGGAGGGGGCUGCGGAGCCCUUGGCCCCGGAGCUGGGCGAGGCAGCACGGGCCGCCCUGGCUCGAGGAGCCCCGCUGCUGGCCGUGCGGAUCCUCCCUGGCGACGAGUCGCCGAAGGACGCGCAGGCCCGCGAGCAGACCACCGCCCUGCUGGCGGCCGCCGGGCUGGGAGCUGCGCCCCUGUUCAUGCUGCCUGCGGACCGGGCCAGCAGCGAUGGCCUCGGGGAGCUGGAGCGUCUGCGGUCGGCGCUGAGGAGUCGGGCAGAGGCACUGCAGAGGCUCCUACCAGCGGCCCAGGAUGGCUUCGAGGUACUGGGUGCAGCCGAGCUGGAGGCUGUGCGCGAGGCUUUCGAGACGGGAGGCCUGGAGGCAGCUCUGUCGUGGGUACGCGCUGGCCUGGAGCGCCUAGGCAGCGCGCGGCUGGACGUAGCAGUGGCUGGUACUGCGGACACGAGCCGUGUGCUGGGCGUGCUGCUUGGCUUGGACCCUGACGACGCAUGUGCAGUGCCUGCCUCUGCACCCACCCCUUUUCCAGCCCCCGAACGCCCCAAUGUCGUGUUCUGGAUUGUGCCGUUGGGUCCUACUGCCGCCUCAGCUGCCAGCACCCCUCACGCGACCCACUACGAUGCCCUCAUCCUAGUCACCUCUGGGGCACCGAUGGAGAAGGAUUUGGUGCAGGUGCGAGCCUUGGUGCCCCCGGAUGCAGCGCUGGUCUGCGUGCGAACCGAUGGCGAGGGCGAGGAUCCGGAGGCUCUGGGUGAAGCUGGAAAGGUGGAGAAGGCUGGCAGGCAGAGCCUAGGGAAGGCAGGUGUGGGCGGGUUGGAGCCUGCACCCGCUGAGGGGAGGGAGAAGCAGGGUGCAGGCGGGGAAGGCCAGGAGAAGGCUGGCAGCGAGUGUUCACAGGAGGGCAAUGGUGAGAAGACGGCAGGCAGCGCAGAUGCCCAGUGCUCAUCCGUGUUGAGUCCGGAGGACGAGACGUGGGAGGUGCUGGAAGAGACGCGGCCGCCCGUGUUCCCCCUGCGGCCCACUGGACUCCCGGGGCUGUGUGAGUGGCUGCGCUGUGCGCUCCCCCCGCCCCAGGCUGGGGCGCUGCUGCUGGCGCUGCCUCCUGCAUCUCCUGCCGCAGCCCGGAGGAAGGUGGCUGCGCUGCGGGCAGGGGCCUGGCGGCCUGCCCUGCUGGCUAGCCUUGCAGCGGCAGCAGCUCCAGUACCAGGACUAGGCUGGGCCUGCGAUGUGGCGCUCCUGCGGGGUCAGCUGGCAGAGUGGAGGCGGGCGCUGGGGCUCGAACCUGCGUCAUUGGCGCGUCGUGAGCGUGCCCUGGGUCUGACCCCUGGAGAGCUGGCAGCGCGUACUCACUUCCCGGGCCCGGUAACACGGGCCGAGGUGGAAGCCAGGCUGGGAGCCUGGGCUGGCGAGGGCACUGCGGGGUCCGCGGCACUAGGCGCACUUUCUUUCCUAUGGCCCGCGGGGGGUGCAGCGGCCACUGGCGGCCUGGGCUACCGCGCGGCACACGGUGUCCUGCUGCAGGCGCUGGACGAGAUGCAGGCAGACGCCGAGGCUGUGUUGGCACCUCCUGAGCCCACCCUGUGAGGGUUGAGGUGUGCCUCGCGUUCUGGUUGCCAGCUCCUGAGGGCAUGAGGAUCGAAGUCCUGUUGGGGGAGGGGCUGCGGGAGUGCUGAGGGUAACGGAGUCGGGGUGUCCUUGGGUAUUCUGGGUGCUUGUAGGGGAUUGGGUCGCCUGGAUUCCUGGGUCAGAGGUGGGGUUGGUAGGGAGUCUUGCCUCCUACAGGGAGUAGGACCCUGGACUCCCACAAGGGGGCGGGUCUUGGUCUCCAGGGAAGAAGAAACAAGGGUUACUGGAUCUGUAGGUUCUUGAGGCCCUGGGCUGGUUACCGCGGGGAAGAGAAACCUGAGGGUCCGGGGUCCUUUCAGUCCUCAGGGGUCUGGGGUCUGCAGGAGCCCAGAAACCUGGGA